Molecule: messenger RNA, 1768 nt
Organism: Gossypium arboreum
Lineage: Eukaryota; Viridiplantae; Streptophyta; Magnoliopsida; Malvales; Malvaceae
Product: aldehyde dehydrogenase family 2 member C4-like
Exons: 9
Coding region: 145-1659 (504 amino acids)
Molecular function (GO): aldehyde dehydrogenase (NAD+) activity
Source: RefSeq, a predicted model, not a curated record
UUGAGUCUACUUUAUUUUUAGGCUUAAAAAAAUUAUAAUCAAAUUUAUGAUUUAAAAAGUUUCUCCUCGUGGCAUCUUUCUCUUUAUCUACAUGGUGAACCAAAGACAUACUGAUGAGAAAAAUAAACACAGAGAAACUUGAAAAUGGCAGAUCAUUGCAAUGGAAGCUCUCAAAGCUCUGAAUCUUUUGUCAAUAUUCCACCAAUAAAAUUCACCAAGCUCUUUAUAGACGGCAACUUCGUUGACUCCGUUUCCGGGAAAACGUUCGAGGCAAUCGACCCGAGAACCGGGGAGGCCAUAACUCGGGUUUCGGAAGGGGAUAAAGAAGAUGUUGAUUUGGCUGUGAAGGCUGCACGUUUUGCUUUUGAUAAUGGCCCUUGGCCUCGCUUAUCAGGUUCUGAACGAGGAAGGAUCCUAAUGAAGUUUGCAGACUUGAUCGAACAAAACAUAGAAGAACUAGCUACAUUGGAAGCCAUUAAUGGUGGCAAGCUGUUCUCUCUUUGCAAGUUCAUGGAGGUCCCAGGUGCUGCAAUGACACUGCGUUACUAUGCAGGUGCAGCCGAUAAAAUCUAUGGAACCGUGUUGAAAUUAAGCAAAGGACUACAAGGUUACACUCUCAGGGAACCCAUUGGCGUCGUUGGAGCUAUACUUCCAUGGAAUUUCCCCACCUCCAUGUUCUUCAUCAAGGCUGCACCUGCAUUAGCUGCUGGCUGCACCAUGGUGAUCAAACCAGCUGAACAAACCCCUCUUUCAGCUCUUUAUUAUGCUCAUCUUGCUAAGCUGGCUGGCAUCCCUGAUGGAGUGCUCAAUGUUGUGAAUGGAUUUGGAGAGACUGCUGGUGCUGCCAUUAGCUCUCAUAUGGACAUUGAUAAAGUGAGCUUUACAGGGUCAACUGAGGUUGGGCGUAAGAUAAUGAUGGCUGCAGCAGCAAGCAAUUUGAAGCCAGUUUCAUUAGAGUUGGGUGGCAAAUCCCCAUUGUUAAUAUUUGAUGAUGCUGAUGUUGAUGAGGCUGCAAAAUUUGCUUUCAAUGGCAUCUUCACCAGCAAAGGUGAAAUCUGUGUGGCCAGUUCUCGUAUUUAUGUUCAAGAAGGUAUUUAUGAUAAGAUUGUGAACAAGUUAAUAGAGAAAGCAAAUGCAUGGGUUGUUGGAGACCCUUUUGAUCCUCAAGUUAAUCAAGGACCUCAAACCAAUAAAAAUCAAUUCGAGAAAAUACUAUCAUACAUCGAGCAUGGCAAAAGAGAAGGAGCCACUUUACUAACAGGGGGUAACAGCAUUGGCCAAAAGGGAUAUUACAUACAGCCUACCAUAUUUGCUGAUGUUAAGGAAGAUAUGAUCAUAGCAAAAGAAGAAAUUUUGGGGCCAGUUAUGUCAUUGAUGAAGUUCAAGACCAUGGAGGAGGCAAUUAAGAGGGCAAACGACACGACUUACGGCCUAGCAGCCGGGGUUAUAACGAAGGAUUUGAAUGUGGCAAACACGGUGUCGAGAUCGGUCCGUGCCGGGGUCGUGUGGAUCAAUUGUUACCUUUUGCUAGAUGUAGGUUGUCCAUAUGGUGGGUUCAAGAUGAGUGGGUUUGGAAGAGAAAAUGGCAUGGAUUCACUUAACGAGUAUCUGCAAACCAAGUCUGUUGUAACUCCUAUUCUUGACUCACCAUGGCAUUAAGUGUACAAGUCCCUAAUUAUUACUGGAGAAUUCUAUUUUAAGAGCAUAAAAAUCUAAAUAAAUAAAAUAUCUCUAUGCAAGAACAACCGCAUGUGUUAUAUUUUGAAAA